Messenger RNA from Anarrhichthys ocellatus (wolf-eel), 1969 nucleotides. It is a transcript of the gene ppox, whose product is annotated as protoporphyrinogen oxidase. The transcript has 13 exons. Gene Ontology annotation, molecular function: protoporphyrinogen oxidase activity, oxygen as acceptor. The record is from RefSeq and is a predicted model, not a curated record. NCBI's taxonomy places the organism in Eukaryota, Metazoa, Chordata, Actinopteri, Perciformes, Anarhichadidae. Gene Ontology annotation, cellular component: mitochondrial inner membrane. Gene Ontology annotation, biological process: heme biosynthetic process. Bases 93 to 1520 code for a protein of 475 amino acids.
UGGUGUUGUAACAGAAGGUCCAUGGAGCCGUACAGUCAGUGGCCGAAGCAGAAGCACGCUGAACGGGGACCCCGCUCUCAAAAAUAAAGCCAAUGACAACAGUUGCAGUCCUUGGAGGGGGCAUCGGGGGUCUGGCAGCAUCUUACUACCUGUGCAAGAGCCCCCAGGUUACCAAGGUCAUUGUGUUGGAGUCCAGCAUUCGCUUCGGAGGUUGGCUGUGGUCCACCAGGAGGUCUGAUGGGGCGGUGUUUGAACACGGACCCAGAGGGAUCCGACCCGCUGGGGCGGUGGGACACAACACACUCAAUAUGGUGGAUGACCUGGGUCUUGGGGGGGAGAUUCUGCCCGUCACCUACAGCCACGUCGCCUCCAAGAACAGAUACUUGUACGUCAACAGAGAGCUCCACAGGAUGCCUUCAGGAAUCAGUGGACUCCUGCGGACCGUGCUGCCCUUCUCUCGUCCCCUCCUGCUGAGCGUUGCCACGGAGAUACUGGUGAAGAAGGGCAAGGAGGACGACGAGUCCAUCCACUCGUUUGUUUCCAGGAGGCUGGGGAAGGAGCUGGCAGACAUAGCUGUGGACAGUUUGUGUCGCGGUGUGUAUGCCGGGGACUGCAGGAAGCUGAGUGUGCGCUCCUGUUUUCCUGCCUUGUUCAAUGCAGAGCAGCGCAGAGGCUCUCUGACUCUGGGCAUGCUGCUGGGCUCAGGACCGGCUCCUGUGGUCCCCCCUGGCCCUCUGGCUCAAAGAUCUGUUGAGGAGUCUUGGGCCCAGUGGUCCCUGAGCAGAGGAGUGGAGUCCCUCCCAGAGUCCAUCACUGAGUACCUGCAGCGCAGCGGCAGAGUGCAGCUUCACAGAGAGGCAGCUGUUCAACGCAUCAGUCCUUCAGCCUCUGGGUGGACGAUCACGUUGGAGGAUGGAGUCAUGUCAGCUGACCACAUCAUCUCUGCACUGCCUGCUAAAGCCCUCUCCUCAGUCCUGCCCGCCUCCUGUCAACCUCUCAUCCAGCUGCUGCAGGACAUCUCCACGGUAACAGUUGCCGUGGUAAAUCUGGAGUACGAGGGUUCCGUCCUGCCUGUAGAGGGGUUCGGUCACCUGCUUCCAUCGUCAGAGGAUCGGGGUUUACUCGGAGUGGUCUACGACUCUGUUCCCUUCCCUCAACACAACAGACCCGACGGACAGACUACUAGACUGACGGUGAUGAUGGGUGGCGCCUGGUUCCAGGAAGCGUUUGGGGCCCCAGAGGCGGUGACGGAGGAGCGACUUUUAGCAAGAGCCACGGAGGCGGUGAGCAGCCACCUGGGAGUCACUACAGUGCCCAGCUGGAGUCGGGUCACUCUACAGAGGGACUGCAUACCUCAGUACUAUCAAGGACACUAUCGGAGAGUAGAGUCCAUGCGAAGCUUCAUAAAGGAGAAGAGUCUCUCGCUGUCUCUGAUUGGCUCCUCCUAUGACGGCGUGUCAGUCAACGACGUUAUCUUCGGCGGGCGAACCGCUGCAGAGGAGCUGUUGGGGACAGUCUGACGGAGCUGGUCAACACUGGAACAUGACAGCGUGUAGAAAUAGUUUUUUUUAACGGACGAUUGUUGAGAAUGAGUGUCCUAUAUGUAAAACAUUUUAUCUUUCUUUAUCUUCCCUGGAGAUGCCAAGACUCUUCAGCACCACCGCGUAGAAUCAAUAUUGAAUUGUAAUAUUAGUGUCUUAAUAGAAUGAGGUUGUGUUGAUGUACAGUGUCUGAACAUUCACACAUCUGGUUCAAACAGGCUAUAUAAUUAUAAUUAUAGCUUCUCAGCACAUCUGAUUCUCCUGCUGAUGAGACUUGCACUUUAAGUACAGUAAAGCCGGAUUGUUUUGACGUAUAUGACCAGCUGUUAUUAACAUCCACUGAUUUCAGGGUUAGAUACGUUGUACAUAUGUAAAGCCCUCUGAGGAACAUUUGUGAUUUUGGGUCAAAUAAAUAAAAGUAAAGAAAA